AUGAAAAUCUGUUUAAAUAUAGAAACUGAAGAGAAAAGACUCAUUGACGUCACAGAACAACCAACAAAAUUUUCUUCGUCUUUUUAUACAGAUUAAACAAGAGAAAUAAAAAUAAUUAGAGAAGCAUUUAAUUCAAAUAAUUUUACAUAGCUUAGAGAACUGCCAAAUUUUAAAAGUAAUCAAAAAUUUUUUCCAUCUAGGAAAUGCUUUAUUGAAUAAUUCCAAAUAAAAAGUUUUUAAUGUAGUGGACAAUGUAUCUCCUACUUUUAAAGUUUAAGGGAUGAACAAUUAUUUCACACCUUUUAAAUAUAUACCAACUGAUUAUGAUUUUGCUAAGUAUUUAAAAAGGUUAAAGCAAUUAAUGGACUAAGAAAAAUAAAACUAUAUAAGUACGAAACCCUUCUUGAAUUGCGCAUCAGUAGGAAAAAAACUUAAAUAUAAUGAUUAAUUUUUUAUUAAAGAAAAUUUGCUACCUUUUCACUUAUCAGAUGAUAUUUUCGAACUUAAAAAACUAUCAAAAUCUAGAUAAUAAAUUAUUUCUGAAUGUUAAAGAAUAGCUGGAGCUUUCAAACCUGCUGGAAAACAUUAUCAAAAAUAUGAUAUCGAACAAAUACUUAUUAAUGUUAAAAAUACAAUUAUUGAAGAUUAUCCAACAUCAAAAUUUACAAUUACUAAUAACUUAGCAAAUAUAAUUACGAUAUAGUUUCAUUUUGAAGUAUUUUAAUUACAAUAUUAGAUUAACCCAAAAGAAUUGGUUUAUUAUAUGAAUGCUUUAUUAAAUGAUGAAAGAUUAGCAGAUUAUCAAUUACAUAAAAUUAUAAAUGAUUGGGGAAUUCAGAUAAAUUAAUCAAUAAUGGCAUUUUCUAUGAAAUCUCUUUGGAUAAAAUGA
Paramecium pentaurelia is the source of this 889-nucleotide messenger RNA. NCBI's taxonomy places the organism in Eukaryota, Ciliophora, Oligohymenophorea, Peniculida, Parameciidae. The record is from the annotation of a GenBank genome assembly.